Penicillium hordei is the source of this 611-nucleotide messenger RNA. RefSeq names its product RNA recognition motif domain-containing protein. Gene Ontology annotation, molecular function: mRNA binding. The record is from RefSeq and is a predicted model, not a curated record. NCBI's taxonomy places the organism in Eukaryota, Fungi, Ascomycota, Eurotiomycetes, Eurotiales, Aspergillaceae. Bases 119 to 409 code for a protein of 96 amino acids. The transcript has 4 exons.
UGUAUGCGGGGCGAAUGAAUUUUGCCUCUCACCGCCACGAAGGCCAUAUAUCUCCUCAGAUGCCCCGCAUCUUUUAAUUCUCUUCAUCAACACCUCGUGACUCCCACUUUCUUUCAAAAUGUCUAAGAUCUACGUCGGAAACCUCUCAUGGCACACCAGCGACGAGUCGCUGCGCGCCGCCUUCGGUGAGUUCGGCAACAUUGUCGACUCUAUCGUCAUGGUUGACCGUGAGACUGGUCGCUCCCGUGGAUUCGGUUUCGUCACCUUCUCUUCCGCUGAGGAGGCCGAGGCCGCCAUCAACGCUCUUAACGAGCAGGACCUCGAUGGUCGUCGCAUCCGUGUCAACCUCGCCAAUGCCCGCCCCAGCGGUGGCUUCAACGGUGGUGGUGCCGGUGGUGGCCGCUGGUAAAUGUGAUCAGUGACCCUGAAAAAGUGCGCGAUGGUUAUGCAGAACGAGAAAAACGUGAUAUAUUGACGCUUAGCGUUGGUGACGGUGCUUUGUGCGCCCCUGAGAAAUCAGUCACAAGGCAGUUACUACAGUUACUCAUGAAGUAGAUAGUAUUUUCCCUCGGUGUUUCAUAUACCUCAAAGGACAUUUGGAAUUUCAUUUC